Microthlaspi erraticum is the source of this 639-nucleotide messenger RNA. Lineage: Eukaryota; Viridiplantae; Streptophyta; Magnoliopsida; Brassicales; Brassicaceae. The record is from the annotation of a GenBank genome assembly.
AUGGCAAGACAAAAGGAGAGUGCAGCGAGUACUCAACUAACCAAGGAGUUCCUCUCCACAGUAGCUCUUGCCUUUCCCAACCACAAUGGAGACCAACCAGCUGGUGAUGGACUCCUACUCUUCAAGAUAGGCGAUGCCAAUGGGCGCAUCUCCAUCUCAGCUCUAUGCCAACUCUUUGGACUUCCCAAUGAGACAGCACAUGACUUCAAGGAGAACUCAAAGAGGAAACAAGCUGCCUUUGCUGAUUGGACACACUUUGCCAAUGAACCAUUCUUGCCUUCAAGAUCAAAGGUGUCUAGAAUCACUCAUCCAGCCAUUCGCUAUGUGCACCGCCUCAUCUCCACCACUUUCCAAUGCAAACAAGAAGCCAACAAGGUCACAACUGAUGAGUUCUACAUCCUCACCACACCAUUCAUCAAGCAUGAGUACAAGGCCAACCUUGGCCUUUUGCUUGCCAAGACACUUAUCAAUGUGAGGAAUCUAGCUCAAGACUUGGAAGGCAACAAGAAGCUUUGUGUUCGUUUUGGGAGGCUCAUCACGGCCAUAGUACAACAUGUGGGGAUUGACAUUCCCAACUAUGAGCCACUACCCAAGCCAAUCCCUUUGGAUCUCCAUGCCCUUCAGCAAUCCACUUCCUAA